GUCCCAACUUCCCCCCCGGCGUACUUUAGCCUACACCGGUCCCUCACUCACUCCCUCUCUCUCUCUCUCUCUCUGUGUGUGCCGGCUUUUAUCUUAAAUUGUCAGAAGCCACCUCAAUUGGAGCUCCUGAGAGAGAGAGAGAGAGAGAGAGAGAGAAUGGAACUUCGAAAAUCGAAAUCUGGGCGAUGAAAAGAUUGAAAGAUAUGGAGGGGGCGGGGGUUUGACCUAGUUUCACUGCUUCAUUGCUAGAUCAACAGCCUAAAAGGUCCGUAUUUGGUUGAGCUAAAGUAACCGAGGCCAUGGGUGUCGCCGGAAAAUGGAUUAAAGCAUUGGUUGGUUUGAAGAAAUCAGAAAAGUCAGAGUCUUCAGAGAAGGAUGAAAAUAGAACAGCUGCUAGCAAGUCUAGGCACCGGAGAAAACAUUCUGUUGAGAUAGAUGAUAAAAUUCAAUAUGAAUUCGAUCACGAUACUGCCCCACCAGUUGGAGAUUCCAGUAUUCAAUCAAACCUUGACACUGCUGGCUCCAAUUCCAAUUCACUUCAAGCACCGGAUGCAGCUUAUAAUCAGCAAAUUGUGAGGGAAGAAUGGGCUGCAACGCGUAUCCAAACUGCUUUUCGUGGAUUUCUGGCUAGGAGAGCUUUACGAGCUUUGAAAGGAUUGGUAAGACUUCAAGCCCUUGUUAGGGGCCAUGCUGUGAGAAAACAAGCUGCAAUAACUCUCCGCUGUAUGCAAGCUUUGGUGAGAGUUCAGGCUCGUGUCCGGGCUAGGCGUGUUCGUCUAGCACUGGAAAGUCAAACAGAACAACAGAAACUUCAGCAACAACUUGUAAAUGAGGCUCAUGUUCGAGAAAUAGAAGAAGGAUGGUGUGAUAGUGUGGGAUCGGUAGAACAAAUUCAAGCCAAAUUGUUAAAGAGGCAGGAGGCUGCAGCUAAGCGGGAGAGAGCCAUGGCAUAUGCGUUGGCUCAUCAGUGGCAGGCUGGAUCAAGGCUGCAGGCUGCUCCUUCUGGGUUUGAACCAGAUAAAAGCAGCUGGGGUUGGAACUGGUUGGAAAGAUGGAUGGCUGUCCGUCCUUGGGAGAACCGCCUUCUUGACAUCAAUCUCAGAGAUGGAGUGAUGGUAAAUGAAAAUGGAUCUAGUGAGGGCAAGAAUGGAACCAAAUCCCACUUAAAAUCUGCUGGCAAGAAACCAAUUGCAUCAAAUCUUCAGUCGAACCUUUCAAGUCAGAAAAUGGGGCCCUCUCAUUCUGAUGGCUGUGGUUCUUCACCCAGUAACUCAGCAGGGAUGCAAGAGGCACCCAAUACGCUGCUUGCCAAACCCAAACCCAAGGAUGAUCCAGUUGAUGAAGCUAGCUCGAGGCCUGGAAUUGGUCUGAGAUCCCACAGCAAUCCAAAAGAAAGAUCCACUCAACCAGAUAAACAGGCAAAGAAGCGAUUGUCUCUACCUAACAGUGGGGGAGGUGUUGGGGUUCAAUCAGUGAGGCAUCCUAAUAGAACUGCUGUGAAAGGGACACCCAGCAAUCAGAAGGCCAUCAAGGAUAAAUCAAAGCUUAAUGGAAGAGGGGACUCAAACUCCACAAAAUCUGUCCCGCAGCCGCAGGCCAUUGAUCUGUAGCCUCCAAAAUCCCACACGAAAGAUAUAUCCUACUCAGCCUACUCUUGAUUUAGGCGCGCUGCCGUUUCAGGCUGUACAUAUGUUGCCACGUGGAUAGGGCUUGCAACGGCCACGCUUUCGGUUCUUAUCAUUGAAACUCUGAGGUGGAUUGUAAAGGAGAUUGGGGUUUUGGAUUGUGAGAGGGGGAAUAAGAUAAUUAGGGGUUUGAUAUUGUAAUCAUUCAGGUGUAUUGUUAUCAAUUAUGUAAUCAUGCGGUAUUUAUUUUCAAACAUACCUUGUUUAAAGCAGUUGGCUUUCAUAUAUUAUUGUCAUUCUUAGAUUUCUUCCUCC
Messenger RNA from Corylus avellana, 1940 nucleotides. It is a transcript of the gene IQD5, whose product is annotated as IQ-domain 5. NCBI's taxonomy places the organism in Eukaryota, Viridiplantae, Streptophyta, Magnoliopsida, Fagales, Betulaceae. Gene Ontology annotation, molecular function: protein binding. The record is from RefSeq and is a predicted model, not a curated record.